Messenger RNA from Fusarium coffeatum, 2850 nucleotides. RefSeq lists its product as uncharacterized. The transcript is spliced from 9 exons. Lineage: Eukaryota; Fungi; Ascomycota; Sordariomycetes; Hypocreales; Nectriaceae. The coding region runs from base 1 to 2850 and encodes 949 amino acids. The record is from RefSeq and is a predicted model, not a curated record. Gene Ontology annotation, molecular function: mRNA binding. Gene Ontology annotation, cellular component: cytoplasm; ribonucleoprotein complex; nucleus.
AUGUCGUCUCCUCCGGAGUUCCGUCGCCCGCACGACCCUGCGACGUCAGAACGCCAGCAGAGGAGCGCGUUGGCGAUCUUUGGAAUCGACGAGUCUGCUUUUGAGACACAGUCGGAUGCUGGCUCGUCCAGGGGUUCACCUUACCGACCUCUUUCAAACGUGAAAAGUCUCCCUACACUCCCUAAAACAGCAUAUGAUUCACCUGAGAAGAAGGACGACUAUGACGAAAGCGCCCAAUCUCACUGGGAGUUCGUCGAACCCAACUAUGGUUAUGUUAAAGAUAGCAUCUCUAACUUGACUAGACCUCCAUCCUCCGAAGAGGACAACCAGCAAAAUGUCGAAGCAGUGCCCUCCGAAGACCACACUCAACUUGCCGAGUCUCAAGCUCAGACUACCACUGUCAUUGAAGGCUCCCAGCCUGUCGCCAAUUCAAACCCAGCCUUUGACGCCCAGGCUGUCUACCCAGCUGAGGCAUGCCUUUUCGUUGCCAAUCUAUCUCAGGCAGUCGACGACAGAAGCAUCGAAUCCGAACUCACCAAGUUCUUUGGCAACUUUGGGACUGUAUUCGUCAAAGUGAAGCGCGAUCGAAGACUCAUGCCCUACGCAUUUGCACAAUUCACCGAGCGUAAGCAUGCCGACUUCGCCUUGGAGAAGGCAUGGGGAGAGUCUAUCAUGGGCCGUAAACUCCGGUUGGAGAAGUGCGGCGGAAACUUAGCCUACAUCAUCUUCCGCAGGAACAACCGUCCAGUUCAGCGCGAAGAAGCGCAGAACAUCUUCUCUCGUUUCGGAAAGAUUGCCAAGAUUGAGCCCUUGAGCCAGCAAAUCCAAUCGAAGCUUAGCGUCCCCCCUUCUCUGCUGGUGCAGUAUGAGAAGUUCGAUCCGAGACGCGAUGUUGUCAAGUCCUUUGGUCUCUCGAACGUCUUCAUGAUUAUGUCGUACGACCCCAAGAUUGGUCAGGACCGUUCUGAACGUGCUCCAGGCGAUCAAACAUUCAUGGAGCACUAUGACAGGGACCGCCGUUCAAUCUUCAUGGGGAACCUGCCUCCUCAUGCUGACGAAGCCCUCGUACACAGACUAACCUCCUGGUGCGGAGAGGUUACAUCUAUUGACUUGAGAAAAGACCCUAGUAUCCAUGGUGGCCCUCCCAAUGUUUACGCUUUCGUCGAGUUUGACCGCCCCGAUACCCCUGAUGAGGCUAUUCGUCAAUUCAAUGGGACACACGUUGAAGGCUCUAUCUUGCGAGUUGAGAGAAAGCGCACCAAGCCUACUCGAGAUAUACGAAGCUUCUCACAGUCUCUCCACCCACUACCAUUGAAGCUACCUCUGCGUCCUCAUCGUCGUGCAGCUUCCGCAGCCAUUGCAGCCAUGGAGCACCCAAACUCCUACCAGCAAGUAGAUUCUGUAACUGUGGCGCCCAUCAACCCUCAGAACAACCACGGCCGAGCGCUCCCUGUUCCUCCUGCACCCGCUGGUGUCCAGGCCAACCAUAACCGCAUGCUCUCUACUGUAGGACUUUCUCCUAUUCCUCGGGACAUCGUUGCUACAUCUCAGAAGAACGAACGAGCAAACCACCAACAACGAGUCAUGUCUCCAGCCAAGGUGCCUAUGUUCGAUGGCACUGGGUUGGAUGAGUUUACUCCAAUCCAGUCCCCUGAAAAGGCUGGCGUACCCAACUACAUGGGUAACAACGUUCACUGGGGUCCAUCACGCUUUGUUGAAGCCUCUCCGGUUUAUGUCCUGUCUCCUACAGAUUCGUCUCCUGAGCAGAACUGCCCCAACAAGGCUCUUUUGAAAUCCUUUGCCGAUCGUAUGACUGCUCCGGAACGCUCCAUCUCUUAUGCGUUCUCGCCUGCUGCCGACUUUGCGGCGGAUCGAUGCGAAAUCGCCAUCGAUGAUCAGGAUGGUGAUGCAGCGAAGGGACAUCGUCGUGGGCCCUCCGCCCUCUUCCCCGUUCCACCGGCCCUCGAUGUCAGUGAAAGUGAGGGGUCUAGUGACUGGCGAACUCCGGGCACUGCAGAGGAAGAGAAAGGAUUCAAGCAAAAGAAAGCCAAGGUCCGUUCGAAGCUUAGACGAAAUCACCUCUCAGAACAAAAUCUCAAGAGAAAUGAACUUGUCGAAAAGCGCUAUCUUAAAGAGCACAAGUCAGCAGAAGCUCUUCAGGCAAAGGCAAGGAAAGCGUCUACUUCCAAGAAGGAUGCUGUGACUAUGACUGAAGAUGUCCCUCUUCAGCAGGCUUCCGGACAAGGACCCCUGGCUGGUCUUGUUCCAUACCAGGGAGCACAAGUGCAGACACAGAUGCCUCCUCAAACCGUUGGUGGCUUUGUAUACUUUGCUGUACCUGUUGAACAACUUGCUGCACAGCUCCCUACAAACUCCCAAUUCAACAGCUACCCUGCACAACAGCCUGGAGGUCAAUACCAGGCACCUCCUCAAGUGCAACAACUUCCACAGGCCCCCUUUCAGGCUCCAGGUCAACCCAUCUACGGCGACGGCGCACUUACUCCUUACCAGGCUUCAUCUCAAACCCCCUUUCAUGGAAACGUCCAGAAUCCGUACCAGGGAUAUGCUCAGGCAUCCUAUGGCAAUGGUGGCCCAGCAUAUCAGACUCCUCAAGUCCAGUAUCAGAAUGCGCAACAAGUUCACGCCCAAAGCCAGCCCCAUGCUGCGUAUGUUCAUCCUCAACAGUACGGCGCACCGCUUCCCAUGUCUCAGUAUGUUGGCAACAACCACAUGGCGCCCACUGGCAACUUACCUAUGCCAAGUCAUCCAGCGGAGACUUAUCACCAGAUGCCACAGCGCAACGAACCAAAGCGAUACAAUCGCUACAAUGGUCCAUCUCGCCGACGAUAA